Molecule: messenger RNA, 601 nt
Organism: Fulmarus glacialis (Northern fulmar)
Lineage: Eukaryota; Metazoa; Chordata; Aves; Procellariiformes; Procellariidae
Gene: TSPO
Product: translocator protein (18kDa)
Exons: 3
Coding region: 10-513 (167 amino acids)
Cellular component (GO): endoplasmic reticulum; membrane
Molecular function (GO): cholesterol binding
Source: RefSeq, a predicted model, not a curated record
ACUGUCUCAAUGGAAGUGGUACCAGCCUGGGCCCCAGCAGUGGGUUUCACACUCCUGCCCCAUGCAGGAGGAUUUUUAGGAAGCAAGAUAACCAAAAAGGAAAUCCCAAUGUGGUAUGAAUCUCUACAGAAGCCAUCCUGGUGUCCACCUAACUGGGUGUUUGCUCCUGUUUGGGGAACUCUCUAUACAUCUAUGGGAUACGGUUCCUACUUGGUGUGGAAGGAAUUGGGGGGCUUCAAUGAAAAGUCGGUGGUUCCCCUGGGUCUCUAUGCAGGACAGCUGGCAUUAAACUGGGCAUGGACUCCGAUAUUUUUUGGAGCACACAAAAUGGGAUGGGGGUUGGUGACUCUCCUGCUCACAACUGGUACAGCAACAGCUACAACUGCUUCCUGGUAUAACAUCAACAAAACAGCAGCUUAUUUGAUGAUUCCUUAUUUAGCUUGGCUCACCAUGGCUUCUGCACUCAAUUACCGUAUCUGGAAUGACAAUCGCAACAAGAAACAAUCUGAAUAAACGUUUUUCAGCCAAAAAGAUUUUUUUUUCCCCAAGAAUUUUCUAAAUAAAAUUAUGGCCUUAUUUUUAGCUGAACUACUUAUACAUC